Miscanthus lutarioriparius is the source of this 2040-nucleotide messenger RNA. NCBI's taxonomy places the organism in Eukaryota, Viridiplantae, Streptophyta, Magnoliopsida, Poales, Poaceae. The record is from the annotation of a GenBank genome assembly.
AUGUACCGGUGUAGUGAACUCACGCCAACAUUCUUCUCUUCUUCUGAGCAGAAGAAGGGAUUCUACAAAGACCUGCUCCUUUCCUACAAGACUCUGGGCGUCGUAUUCGGUGGCCUUGUCACCUCCCCCCUCUACGUCUACCCUUCCAUGAACCUGACAAACCCAACCGAAGAGGACUACCUGGGAAUCUACAGCAUCAUGUUCUGGACCCUGACACUGAUCGGCGUCGUCAAGUACAUCUGCAUCGCCCUUAACGCCGACGACCACGGCGAAGGCGGCACAUUUGCCAUGUACUCCCUGCUGUGCCAGCACGCCAACAUCGGCAUCCUCCCGUCCAAGAGGAUAUACACCGAGGAGGAGCAGGGCCUGCAGGUCCCGGCUCGACCCGUCGUGGCCGGGAGGCCCAGCAAGCUGAGAAGGUUCAUCGAGCGGAGCAUUACGGCGCGAAGGUUGCUGCUGCUCACGGCGAUCCUGGGCAUGUGCAUGCUCAUUGGAGACGGCAUCCUCACGCCGGCCAUCUCAGUCCUGUCAGCUAUUGACGGACUAAGAGGGCCUUUCCCGUCUGUCAGCGAUCGUACCGACUGUCGAGGCUCUGUCCGCGGGGAUCCUGAUCGGUCUGUUCCUGCUGCAAAAGUACGGCACGUCCAAGGUGAGCUUCAUGUUCUCGCCGAUCAUGGCGGCGUGGACGUUCACCACCCUGAUCAUCGGCGUCUACAGCAUCUUGCGCUACUACCCGGGCAUCUUCAAGGCCAUGUCGCCGCACUACAUCGUCCACUUCUUCGUGACCAACCAGAAGCGGGGCUGGCAGCUGCUCGGCGGCACACCGUGCUGUGCAUCACGGGCGCCGAGGCCAUGUUCGCCGACCUCGGGCACUUCAGCAAGCGGUCCAUCCAGAUCGCGUUCCUGUCCAGCAUCUACCCGUCGCUGGUGCUCACGUACGCCGGGCAGACGGCGUACCUGAUCAACCACGUGGACGACUUCGGCGACGGGUUCUACAAGUUCGUGUACUGGCCCAUGUUCGUCAUCGCGACGCUGGCGGCGAUCGAGUCGGUGGCGCUGGACUACUUCCCGCUCGUCCGGGUGGUGCACACCUCCGGGGACAAGGAAGGGGAGGUUUACUCCCCGGAGACCAACUACCUGCUGAUGCUGCUGUGCGUGGGCGCCAUCGUCGGCUUCGGCGACGGCAAGGACAUCGGCAACGCGUUCGGCGUGGUGGUCAUCCUCGUCAUGCUCAUCACCACCAUCCUGCUCACGCUGGUGAUGCUCAUCAUCUGGGGCACGCACGUGCUGCUGGUGGCGCUCUACUUCGUGCCCUUCCUCAUCCUGGAGGGCACCUACGUGAGCGCGGUGUGCACCAAGAUCAUGAAGGACGGCUGGCUGCCCUUCGCCAUCUCGCUCGUGCUGGCGCUCGUCAUGUUCACCUGGUACUACGGCCGGCAGCGCAAGGCGGAGUACGAGAUGGCCAACAAGGUGACCCUGGAGCGGCUGGGCGAGCUGCUGGCCGUGCCCGACGUGCGCCGCGUCCGGGGGCUCUGCUUCUUCUACAGCAACAUGCAGGAGUGGCGGUGGCUCACCCCGGUGCUGGCGCACUACAUCAGAAACAUGCGGUCGCUGCACAGGGUCACCGUCUUCGUGACGCUCCGCUACCUGCUGGUGGCCAAGGUGGACGCCAAGAGCCGCAUCGCGGUCCGGCGGUUCGGUCCCCGCGGGGUGUACGGCUGCACGAUCCACUACGGGUACGCCGACCCGCUGGACGAGGAGGGGGACGACCUCGCGGGGCAGGUGGUGCGGGCGGUGCGCGAGCACAUCGAGCGGGAGACGGCGUCCUCCGCGGCGGAGGUCGAGGAGGAGGCGCGCGCGGCCGGGGUGGUGCACGUCAGGGGCAAGACGAGGUUCCACGUGGGCAGGGACACGGGCUUCUUCGACCGCGUGCUGCUCGGCUUCUACGAGUUCCUGCACACCACCUGCCGCUCCGCGCUGCCGGCGCUCGGCAUCCCGCUGCAGCAGCGCGUCGAGAUCGGCAUGCUCUACAAGGCCUGA